Molecule: messenger RNA, 789 nt
Organism: Bombyx mandarina (wild silkworm)
Lineage: Eukaryota; Metazoa; Arthropoda; Insecta; Lepidoptera; Bombycidae
Product: ommochrome-binding protein
Molecular function (GO): protein binding
Source: RefSeq, a predicted model, not a curated record
AUGAAUCUGAUAAUAUUGAUAACUAUAAUUGCUUUAGUUCACGGGAACCAAGAAUUGGAAGUACUAAAAGAUAAUGUGCACAAUGCAUCCCAACUCGUAGUCGACUACCAAACCAACACACUGUUUUUCAGUCACUCUUCUUUGUUCGAAGGGAAAACAGUUCUUAAAUCCGCUUACUUGAACCUUAACACUAAAGAGUUCGGAGAAAUAUCCGGCAUCAAUUCGGGCGUAGCUACUGCAUAUGAUAGAAGAAAAAACGUUGUGUACCUUGGUGGACAGGAUGGGAUAUAUAAAUUUAAUCACGCAACGAAAUCUGCAAAGAAUUUGCGUAUCACAAAUUACAGCAUAAGGCAAAUGUUUCAUAGUCCCACCCACGGUCUUUUCUUCACGACUUUCAAUCCUGAAGAAAAAGCGUUUGUCUACUCCUACGGUCAAGUAGGAGAUAUUGUACCUGAACUGACCGACAUCAAAACAAGUUUAAUUGCAGUCAGCAAAAAAUACAAUAUAUAUUUUGCUAAUUCCGCUGGCAUCUUUGUGCUGACAAAUAUCAAUGGAGUCUUGUUCAAAGUACAUUUACAUGUUAUUCCUGUUAAUGGAUUCGCAAGUGAUUUUGACGAUAGAUUAUACUUUUCAACUCCGAAUGCUAUUUUUUUCAUCAAUGAAAAUGGCGGAAUAUUGGAAGAAGUCUUCAGGGUGGAAGAAAGUGAAACUAUUUUGGGACUAGCUUUUACCGCAGACGGUAAUAUGAUCUACGCUUUAGAUGACAAAAUAAUGAUGAAAAAAAAAUAA